This is a messenger RNA of Lactuca saligna, 372 nucleotides long. NCBI's taxonomy places the organism in Eukaryota, Viridiplantae, Streptophyta, Magnoliopsida, Asterales, Asteraceae. The record is from the annotation of a GenBank genome assembly.
AUGUUUGCUGGAUUUGAUGCUUUUGAAAGAUCUCUGUAUUUCGGUCCUUCUUUUGAUUUGGGACAGUUUGAGCGAUUCAGGCGAAUUUUCCACCAUUCAACAUAUCGUGUUUUACUAAAUCACAAGGAGAGAAGCACUUUAAAUGUUGAGGAGAAUGGUUACAAGCAGAGGGUUUGGAUACGUAGGGCACGACCUGAAGAAGAAGAAACAUUUCAGUUUACAAUAGUUCAAAUUAUUGCUUCAGACCCUUACACCACGAUUGACAACUUAUUCUUUGAGCCACUCUCCGAUCUUCUUGGAUAUGCACAAAGAAAGCAGCCUCAGUUGCUUAUACUGCCUCUUUAUCACCCCUUGAGCCCCAGAAACCCCUAA